CGGAGUCGUCUAUUUGAAGCUUUCACGACGACAUACCGCGUCGUCUUCUCUCCUCCACGCAGUGUCAAUUGUAUCAUCAUGUCCACACUGAAGUUUCAAGCAGAGUGGGAAGAAAUCGACGAGGAAUAUCAACAGUUACAGGAAACGCAUAAAAUAUACAGACAAAAACUAGAGGAGCUCACAACUCUCCAGGCAACAUGCAGCAGCGCCAUCAGCAAACAGAGAAAAUGCUUGAAAGACCUGAGAUACAGCUUGAACAAGUGUGCACGAGCAUGUGAUGAAAAAGAAUUGGAAUUAAUAUCAGGCAUCAAAACACAAAUCAAAGAUAAAGAAAAUAUUUUCUUUGAUAUGGAAGCAUAUUUGCCAAAGAAGAAUGGACUGUACUUGAGUUUGGUCCUGGGCAACGUGAACGUGACGCUUCUCAGUAACCAGGCAAAAUUUGCCUACAAAGAUGAGUAUGAGAAGUUCAAGCUUUACAUGACAAUAAUCCUGAUGUUUGGAGCUAUAACCUGCCUCUUCUUUCUCAACUGCCGAGUCACUGAUGAAAUCUUCAACUUUUUGUUGGUGUGGUACUACUGCACACUGACCAUAAGGGAAAGCAUCCUCAUGAGCAAUGGCUCUAGGAUCAAAGGCUGGUGGGUGUCUCAUCACUAUGUCUCUACAUUCCUGUCAGGUGUUAUGCUUACCUGGCCAGAGGGACCAAUGUAUCAGAUGUUCCGAAGCCAGUUCCUCGCUUUCUCCAUUUAUCAGAGCUUUGUUCAGUUCCUGCAGUAUUACUACCAGAGCGGCUGCUUAUACAGGCUACGCGCGUUAGGUGAGAGAAAUCACCUGGACCUCACAGUGGAGGGAUUCCAGUCCUGGAUGUGGAGAGGGCUCACAUUUCUUUUGCCUUUCCUCUUUUUUGGCCACUUUUGGCAGCUGUACAACUCAGGGACCCUGUUCCGCUUGGCAGGACACCAGGACUGUAAGGAGUGGCAGGUAUUUAUGCUGGCACUGACGUUUCUCGUCCUUUUCCUGGGAAAUUUUCUCACCACAUUAAAGGUCGUCCACCAAAAAAUUCAGAAAAACGAGGAAAAAGUGCAAAAGAGUGACUGAGAAUAACCUCAUUAAAACACUUCUGAUCCUUCAAACGGACAGUAAUCAUGAAGCAACUGCGUGCUGCCGCGUGGGCCAGAGCUGAAUGGACCGCUCUCUCAGGCUUUCACGGCAUCAGCGUCCUGCCGGAGUAUCUGGCAAACGUGCACUUCCUGUCCAGUGGCUUGAUGUUGCUGUAAGGCAAACAAACAAAAAAAACCAGUGCAGAUGUUCACCCAAUUAGAUGAACAUUUUCCUGCUUGAUCCUGUGCGUAUGUGUGUGUGUGUCUGUGUCUGUGUGUGUGUAACAAAUGUUGUUGUUUGUGCCAGUGCAUGAGUAUCGAAGAGCCUUUGUUGAGAUCAUAUGCAACUAAAUGGGAGGAAUUGGGGAGCAGAAUAGAAAAUAGUUUGCCUUUUAAGACGUAAUGUCUGUCAUGUGCAUACUUCUGUGAAGUAGUAAUGGUCAAACUGGCUCCUGCUCAUGUUCACUCAUGUUGACACUACACUUCAUUUCUUCAUUCCUUCAUUUCUUGAACUGCCUAUUUUUUUUUUUUUUUUUUUUUUCGUUUCCCUUGUUAAGAUAAACAGUAUUUCUCUCCUGUUA
Molecule: messenger RNA, 1678 nt
Organism: Cololabis saira (Pacific saury)
Lineage: Eukaryota; Metazoa; Chordata; Actinopteri; Beloniformes; Belonidae
Gene: tmem120b
Product: transmembrane protein 120B
Exons: 12
Coding region: 79-1095 (338 amino acids)
Biological process (GO): fat cell differentiation
Cellular component (GO): membrane
Source: RefSeq, a predicted model, not a curated record